AGGUAUAUCAUGUUUUAGUCAGACUUGUAAUUGUAACAGAGUGUCUUAGAGAUGUAGUGUAAUUUUACAUUGGUUAAGUCUUAACCAUGCGCUUUUAUUUUGAAAGCAAGCCAGGGUUCGUUGCUUUGGAGUCUUUAACGUCCUCUGGCAGUGAAACAGUCACCGUCGUAUUUGCAGAUAUAGCCCAUGUCAACAUUAAGCGACAGCCUAACUAAGCGAAGACAUGGAGACAUUAUACAGCCUUCUUGGCUCAGAGUGGAUAGACGGCAGUAACAUUUUAAUCUUUUUGUUUGUUCUUCUGCUUACGACUGAAGUUUUGAAGAACAGAGUGCCAAAAAACUUUCCUCCCGGACCGAGGGCUCUGCCUUUCAUUGGUGAUCUUCAUCGCAUCAGACCUGAUAGAAUUCAUCUGCAGUUCGCAGAGUUUGCAGAGAAAUAUGGAAACAUAUUCAGCCUUCGAUUCUUUGGUCAAAGAACUGUGAUCAUUAAUGGCUACAAGCUUGUCAAAGAAGCCCUAAUCCAACGAGGAGAAGACUUCAUGGAUCGUCCCAGCCUACCAAUGUUUGAAGAAUUGGUUGGGAAUAAAGGUCUUGUGAUAUCAAAUGGGCAUCGGUGGAAGCAACAGAGGAGAUUUGCUCUUCACACACUCAGAAACUUUGGUCUGGGCAAGAAGACCCUGGAGUCAUCCAUCCAGCAGGAGUGCCAGUAUCUCACAGAGGCUUUUGCAGAUCAGCAAGGAAAACCUUUUAAUACCCAGUCACUGUUAACCAAUGCUGUGUCCAACAUCAUUUGCUGCUUGGUGUUUGGGAAUCGAUUUGAGUACACCGACAAGCAGUUUCAGUCAAUUCUGCAGCUCUUCAAUGAGAUAGUGUACUUGCAGGGAAGCGUGUGGGUACAGAUUUACAACACAUUACCCUGGCUGAUGAGGUGGCUGCCUGGACCUCACCAAAAAAUAUUCACUCUGACCCAAAAGAUAAUUGACUUUGUAGAAGUCAAGAUCAAAGAACACAGAGAAAACCUCAACCCAUCAUCACCAAGAGACUACAUUGAUGCUUUUCUCAUAGAAAUGGGGGAGAAGGAGGAUGAAGACUCUGGUUUUAGUCUCAGCAAUUUGUGUUUUUGCACCCUGGACUUGUUUGGUGCUGGAACUGAAACUACUACAACUACUUUACACUGGGGACUGCUAUACAUGAUCUACUACCCUGACAUUCAAGAGAAAGUCCAGGCUGAGAUCGAUGCUGUGAUUGGUUCAUCCAGACAGCCAUCUAUGACUGACAGAGAAAACAUGCCCUAUACUGAUGCGGUCAUCCAUGAGAUCCAGAGAAUGGGCAACAUCAUUCCCCUCAACGUGGCCCGUGUUACAAACAAGGAUGCAACAGUGGAUAAGUACACAAUCCCAAAGGGUACAAUGGUCAUACCUGUUCUAAAUUCGGUCUUAAAUGACGAGACAAUAUGGGAAACUCCAAAUUCCUUCACCCCUCAACACUUUCUCGACCAGGAUGGUAAAUUCAGGAGGAGAGAGGCCUUUCUUCCUUUUUCUGCAGGCAAGCGAGUGUGUCUCGGGGAACAGCUGGCCAGGAUGGAGUUAUUCCUGUUUUUUACCUCCCUCCUUCAGAGGUUUUCAUUCUCUGCACCUGCUGGAGAGCAGCCCAGUCUGGAGUUCAAGUUAGGAGCCACUCGCAGUCCCAAACCUUACCGCCUCUGUGCCGUGCCACGUUAAACCACCAGUUUUUGUAAUCUGAGCAAAUAUUUUUCACAGCACAAUGAGUCACCUAUGAAUCACUGUCUUCCAUUUAUUACAUUUAUGUUGUAAUGAAUGAUGAUCUGCUAUAUUACUAUUUCUUUAGAUUAAGGUGAAUUGUUAUUUUUCAUCCUCUCCAUAUUAAAAUAUGCAGUAAAUACAUUCUCUUUCAACUUUCUUAAAGUCCUUUCCAGUGCACAUUAAAUUUGUCAGACCUACCAGACUCAAUGUGCUGAAAUAAAUCACACUGUCAUUAUUUGUGUUUAAGGUCACAAUAUAGUUUCAGAAUCAGGUGUGACGGGUGGAGUGCAGUUAGUUUCAGUGCUGUUUGUCAGUUUGAGAAUGUAUGAUGUAAUCUGGAUACUUCAAUUGGGUUUUGUGAAAAUAAAAUUUCAAAAAACACUUUACUCUUUAUUUAAA
Messenger RNA from Oreochromis aureus, 2161 nucleotides. Its product is annotated as cytochrome P450 2J2-like. Bases 224 to 1720 code for a protein of 498 amino acids. Gene Ontology annotation, biological process: xenobiotic metabolic process. The transcript is spliced from 9 exons. Gene Ontology annotation, cellular component: cytoplasm; intracellular membrane-bounded organelle. NCBI's taxonomy places the organism in Eukaryota, Metazoa, Chordata, Actinopteri, Cichliformes, Cichlidae. Gene Ontology annotation, molecular function: oxidoreductase activity, acting on paired donors, with incorporation or reduction of molecular oxygen, reduced flavin or flavoprotein as one donor, and incorporation of one atom of oxygen; iron ion binding; heme binding. The record is from RefSeq and is a predicted model, not a curated record.